Molecule: messenger RNA, 778 nt
Organism: Olea europaea var. sylvestris
Lineage: Eukaryota; Viridiplantae; Streptophyta; Magnoliopsida; Lamiales; Oleaceae
Exons: 1
Coding region: 91-618 (175 amino acids)
Source: RefSeq, a predicted model, not a curated record
AUCCCUACUAUAUAUUAGCACCACUUGCCCCUUCUCUCUCAAACACAAAUAUUUCUUCUGCUAAAAACAAAGCAAAUUGAAGAACAAAAAAUGUCUCUAAUCACAGACGAGAUUAGAUCCUCUGCAACAGAGUUCUACACUGGAAAUGAUAUCUGCAAAGUAAAAUCCAAGUUUUUGCUGACGGAAGUUGGGUUGCCGAAUGGCCUUCUGCCAUUGGAGGACAUAGAAGAAUGUGGGUACGUGAAGGACACAGGGUUUGUUUGGCUAAAACAGAAGAAGAAGAUUGAGCACAAGUUUAAGGAAAUUGGGAGGCUGGUGCAGUAUGCAACAGAAGUGACAGCCUAUGUUGAGCCAAACAAGAUCAAGAAACUGACAGGGGUCAAGGCCAAGGAGCUACUGGUGUGGAUCACUCUCAAUGAAAUUUACGUAGACGAUCCACCAACCGGCAAGAUCACAUUCAAGACCCCGACCGGCCUGUUCCGGACCUUUCCGGUGUCGGCUUUCGAGAUCAAAGAGGAUCCAAAGGAUGUGAAGGAGGAGAAUGAAGCCAAUGCUUCUGCUGCUGCUACUAAGGAAGUUAAAGAAACUGCUGCAGCUGUGGGAGUGAAAGAGGUGUAAUUUCGAUGCCUUAUCAAGUUCAUGUUUAUCUAUGUGGUAAGAAUGGAAGCAUAAGUCUUAUUAAGUUUAUUUUGAGAUGCUGUUGGUUUUAAUGAUUUAUGUGUUAUGGACAUAAUCUCAAAUACUUUAUUUUAAAUAUUGGAAAUAAUUCUCACCGUAA